AUGGCGGCACCCGAGGACGGGGAAGACGGGAAGAGGAAGUGGGCGAACAAGCACGGGAUCGCACGGGGCUUCCACUUCGUGCCCGACGACCUGGACCUCCUCGACAUCCUCGACGACAAGCUCCGCGGCCUCCUGACCGACCCCGCGCACGACGCCGUCUUCCACGAUGUGCGCAUCCUCGACUUCCACCCCGCCACGCUCUACGAGAUGUACGCCGAGGACGAGGUGGACGGCUGCAUCUACUUCUUCAGCAGGAGAGAGUUCCGGAGAGCCAAGAAGAAGAAGACAAUGCGCGCGGCGAAGUACGGCCAGUGGAAGGUCUUCGGUUCCUGCAAGACGAUUGGCGCCGUCGCCGUCGGCAGGAGGUACACCUUGGAGUUCUACGAGCGUAGGUUCGACAGCAGCAACAACCACUCCGUCAGAACCAACUGGUGCAUGCACGAGUUCCUCAGGAUCAUCGGGCCUGAAAACGAGGUUUCGGGUCUUGCUGUGUACCGCCUAUACAACAAGAUGGCGACGACGAUCGGCGAGGAGAAGGCGGAAGACAACCCCGUGGACUGUGCUAAGAACAUGAACCACCAUGGACAAGCGUCAGCGGCGGGCAUGGCUGUGCCACCGUGUGAGCUGGGCCGCUGGUACGCCUACGGGUACGAGUACCAGCCGCCGCCGAUGGAUUCAGCUGCUGCGAGCACGCUGGGCCACAAGGGCAAGCGCAAGAGCGAGGCGUCGGCGUCGAUGACCAGUACCGACCACGCCAGAUCAACGAACACUUCAGCGCCACCCUCUGCGGACUACCAGCCGCCGCCGCCGCCGCCUUCACUGCAGGGCACCGAGAACAUCUCCGGAUCCGGCGACGUCGUCGGGCAUGAGGACGAUUGGGAGCAGGUCUCCGUUGCCGAAGCCGACAACGCCGGAGCUGCUCGAGGGUGAUGAGUGGUGACCAUGGGAGCUGCUCCAGCGUUCUUAGUACAAAUUUCCACCAAAUUCAUAUUCUUCGACUCAUGAACUCGAUCUUUGCGUUCUGACUGUUUGGCUAUCACUUCACUAGUUCUACCGCAAUGCUGAUCUACAAUUACAAGUAAUGACCCUCAAAAAAAAUUACAAGUAAUGGGGCGUAAUGAUCUAUUUGUUGCUUUACAAAGUGCUGUUUGCUGGUUUAGAAAUGCUCGAGUAUAUGCUCGCUCUCUGCAUGAGUUUUCCCUCGCUGGAGCAAUCAUGUGGAGUAGUUUCAUAUGGGGAGUGGAUUUUAAACCCUCGAGUACAUACAUAUUAUU
Messenger RNA from Oryza brachyantha (malo sina), 1274 nucleotides. Its product is annotated as NAC domain-containing protein 72-like. The transcript has 4 exons. The record is from RefSeq and is a predicted model, not a curated record. Gene Ontology annotation, biological process: regulation of DNA-templated transcription. Gene Ontology annotation, molecular function: DNA binding. NCBI's taxonomy places the organism in Eukaryota, Viridiplantae, Streptophyta, Magnoliopsida, Poales, Poaceae. The coding region runs from base 1 to 930 and encodes 309 amino acids.